UCGUUGUGAAGAAUUUCGAUUCUUCACUGACUCAGAUCAUUUCGAGUCAUUCAGUGAAAAUAAGAAAUGUUUCGACUCAUUUUGUUCAUUUGAGUCAGUGGGCUAUAGUAAUGUAGAGUAACAAGUUUGUAGCUGUGGCCAACAUAGUGGUAGGGUAACUAGUUCUCAACUGUACCGAAAUACACUUCAACUCUUUCGAUUUUACAUUUAAAUUUGUACAGUCAAUGAUUCCAGCCGCUUUUUCGCCAGGAAGUUGUAUCGAAAUAGCAACAGUUGGAACUGGCUUCUUCGGCGUUUUGUGGAGUCUUCGCGUACCCUUUUCCCCCAAAUAAUCUGGAAUUUCGUACCUUCAGCAUCAAAAACACCGACGAAAAAGAACCGAUUGAAUUGAGGACCGACGCCACUCAGGAGACAAUGCUGUAGAUAGACAGUCCGGCAGUGUCUGUGUGUGCCGGUGUCCGCCCUGGCUCUGAUGGCAGAUAUUCCCUCCGGGCUGCUGGAGGCUUGUGUGGUGGUGGGAGCGGCCAGCGAUAAACUCCGGGAACUCUACCAGUCCCAGCUGCAGGGCAGAGCCAAGGAAACCUCCUUGUUGGAGGCAGAGGUCCUGCAGGUACACGCCCCACCCUUCGUGACCAAGGAGAGCGAAAGCGAGGCCAGGGGUCAGGGUCCGGCCUUCAGCCGCGUGCCGAGGAGGCGCUCCUUCAUCAAGAAGAAGCGGGAGAGGCCUGGAGCGGCAAACGGAGAGGCCACCAAGGGUGUAAAUGGAGGGGUUGGCGCGACAACGGAGGACAUCAGCGUCCCCAAGGACCUGGACCUCAUCGCACUCCCCCAGCUCUGUUUCCCAGGUGGGCUUCAUAUAGCCAGCGAGCAGAGGGAGGACUCCUACCAUUACCUGGUGUUCACAGAUGUAUUUGGCAACAGGACCCACGCAGCCGUAGUUCAGUACUACCGGCCAAUACAGGAUGGCGUCCAACAAAAUGGCCUGCGGUCAUCCUCCAAGUCCUUCCGCCUCUACACACCAUACGGCAUCUGUGUCAUCUCAAAGUACCCGUACUACAACGCCCUCAGGGACUGCUUGUCAUGCCUCCUGACCCAGCUCAAGUCCUGUAGGAUGGGAGACUUUGAGGAGAGAGUGAAGGAGUUUUCAGCCAAGUUGGCACUGGUGCCCAUUCCUCCACCUGGACAGGUUCAUGUGGUUUUUAGCCUGAGGCCUCUUCAGAUCGGGCUCCCCCCGCGGGAGGGUAAGGACAGACCUGCGGUUGACCUGGACCUCCAUCUUCCGUUCCUGUGCUUUAAACCCAGACAACUCCUACAAAUCGUGACCAGCCUGCUGACGGAGCAGAGAGUGGUGCUGUUCUCCUGCGACUGGGCCCGCCUCACUCUGCUGGCCGAGUGCCUGAUGCUCUUCAUCCACCCGCUGCUGUGGCAGCACCCCUACGUGCCCGUCCUCUCACGCCAGAUGCUGGACUUCCUCAUGGCGCCCACCGCCUACCUCAUGGGCUGCCACCUGAACAACUACGAGGAGGUGGCUGCGGAAACUGAUGACCUGAUCCUGGUGAACAUUGAUGAUGGGACAGUGCUGUCUUCUCGGUCCGACAAGGUUGACCUGCCUGAUGUCCCCCUUGCAGCCAAGAAGUGUUUUAUAACACGGGUGGAAGGUCUCCAGAUGCACUAUGACCUUGAACUAUGUCACCUGGGAGCGGGUACUGAUGUCAACAACCUGCGGGCCCAGAGGAGACAGUGGCAGAGGGAACUCAACACACACAUCCAGAACAUCACAAUGGAACUCAUCGUUAACAUCUUCAGAGAAGUCCAUGACCACCUCAACUACGAGCAUAGAGUCUUCAACAGUGAAGAGUUCUUCAGGUCCAGAGAACUAGUAGACCAGCCGUUUUACAAGAAGGUGCUGGACACACACAUAUUCCACUCUUUCCUAAGGGAUCGCCUGAACAGGAAGAUGGACGCGUUCACACGCAUGGAACUGAGCACUCGGACAGAAGCUCACAGGCUUAGGUCCAUGACGGAAUCUCCGCGGCGGCCGACCAUGCUGGAAAUGGCCCGAAAACACACCACCCCAGAGAGCCGACUCAGCAAGAGGCUGGGGGCCAGCCUUCCCAACCUUGGGGAGGAGGUCGUUUCCCUGGUGGGGCCCGUCAGGCACACCUCAUUCAAGAUGCAGAUGGAAACCGGUCUUAGGUCUCCCCAGAAGCCGUUCAGAUCCUUCAAGCUGCCUGAGUUCCCCCCUCCGCUCGCCUACCACUAUGUCCAGAACUACUAUCAGGAGAUGAUAACUCUCCUGGGCAAAGCCAUCAGCGUGGCCGCCCCUGACGAUUCUUCUCUCCUGGCCCGCUACCACUACCUCAGAGGGUUCGUCAACACUGUGGCUGGGAAACGUCUGGACGCCCUCGAAGAUUUCCAGAACCUCUACAAGACAGACACUGACAUCUUCCCUGGCGAGCUGGUCAAUGCGCUGGUGGACUCCCUCCCGGAGGGGGAGCGGGCACAGGCUGACCGUCGACCCGAGAUCAAACGCUUGAUUAGCCGAGUGAAAAGGGACCACGAGAGGGAGCGGGCGUGCGGCGACGACGACGGGGCCGUCAAGAGGUUCCAGCUGCCGAAAAAGCACAUGCACUUAGACGAGUUUGUGAGGCAUGUGCAGGAGUCAGGGAUUGUCAAAGACCUGGGGACUAUUCACCGUCUGUUUGAGGCACUGACCGUGGCAGAAUGUGGUAAGGGCGGCUUGGUCUGGCAAGGUGGUGAUUCUGCGGUGAAGGCUUCUUCCCAGUCUGUCUUUUAUCUUGAUUCAAAUCAGGAGGGCCAGCAGAAGCAGGUGGAUCCAGAGAUAUUCAGAGUUUUCUACACCUUCUGGAAAGAAACCGAAGCCGAGGCACAGGAGGUGGCGCUGCCGACUUCGGCCCUGGAGCACCUGGAGGCUAACGAGUGUGUCUUCAAACUGUCCUCUGCCGUCAAAACGAACCACGGUGUUGGCAAGAUCGCCAUGACCCAGAAAAGGCUGUUCCUUCUGACCGAAGGACGACCUGGAUACGUAGAAGUCACCAAAUUCAGAGACAUUGAGGAUGUGAAAAUAUCUUCCACUCCCUUCCUUCUACUGAGGAUCCCUUCUCUGAAGAUCAAAACAACCCUGAGAAAGGAAAUGUUUGAGGUUAACCUGAAGUCAGAGGUUGACCUCUGGCACCUCAUGAUUAAGGAAAUGUGGGCUGGACGAAAGAUGGCAGAUGACCACAAGGACCCCCAGUACAUGCAGCAGGCUCUGACCAAUGCGCUGCUCAUGGAUGCAGUGGUUGGCUGUCUACAGUCACAGAAGGCCAUUUAUGCUGCAACCAAGCUAGCCCACUUUGACAGAAUGAAAUUUGAAGUACCCAUGAUGGUGCCGAAAACGACGUCAGAGACCCUGAAACACAAGAUCAACCCCUCAUCGGACCGGACCAGUCCCCAGGCAGUGGAGGUACUGCUCUACACCCCAGGCCAGCUGGACGCAUCGUCCGACUCGGGGGGUGAUGGGAACCCCAAACUUUGGUGCGCCCUGAGCGACGGUAAAGUGGUGGUGUUUGAUGCAGCCAGCUGGUCCAUUCAACAGAACCAAAUCCAAUUGGGAGCUUCACGAGUGAACUGCAUGCUGGGAGUGGACCGCCAGCAGGUGUGGAUUGGCUCCCAGGACUCCAUCAUUUACAUCAUCAGCGCCCGCAGCAUGUCCUGCAAUCAGCAGCUGACGGAACAUCGCAGUGAAGUCACAGGCAUGGCCCUGGGGGAGCGCUACGACAAAUAUGGCCCCAGGCUGGCCUACUCCUGCAGCGCGGAGGGCACCGUCAUAUCGUGGGACGUGUCCACACUACGGUUGAGGAAAUCCUUCCGGCUCUCCUGCGACCACCUCCAGUCUGUUAAACUCUGCAGUGGAUCCCUGUGGUGCUGCGCGAGAGACUGCAUUAUGGAGGUUUCGAAAAAUGGAACGGUGAAUCGCAAAAUCUCACUUCCCGAGCCGCUGCGUGGCUCCUCCCCCACCACCUUCAGCAGCAUCCUGCUCUACCAAGAGAGGGAGCAGCUGUGGACGGCGUUUAUCGACUCAGGGGAGCUGUGUGUAUGGCACCUCGGGGAUCCCAACAAGCCCUUCCAGAUAAUCCACCUCCCGGACUGUGCAGGAGUCACCUGCCUUAUUAAGGUCAAAAACCAGGUGUGGGUUGGCGGCUUUGGCCGGAGCUUGGCCAAGACCCGGGGGAAGAUCUAUGUACUGAACACCCAGCUACUCGCCAUUGAGAAGGAGCUGGUGGCUCACACAGACCGUGUCCAGGCACUGUGUUCCGCUGAGGACCGCUAUGUGCUGAGUGGGGCUGCCCGUGAUGAUGGGAAGAUUGCCAUCUGGAAAGUGGAGUAGUUGAAUUGGGAAAUCAAUUCCGCCUCCUGGUGGCUUGGGGUCAGAAGGCGUCAAAUGAAGUGAAACAAUAACCUGGGUAUUCAUAACAUUUGGGAAAUACAGUUUAGCCGUGAUAUUGGACUUGCCUGUCAAUAUAUGACCAAACCAAAUGGAACACCAGUUGCAUUUCCCUGAUAGCAUAGGAUUUUAUUAUUGCUACUCCGUAGACUUAAAACAACUGAACUCCUAUUUGUGACCUGUCCUUUUAAAUAUGUACAAACACGUGAAUAUGUACGUUAUUGUUUAUUCUUAGCUGUGUUUACUGCCUAUUGUAUUAUUUACAAUGUAUGGAGGAGCCUUGGACAAUAGCUUUUUAUAUUGAGACUACAGCAGAGUUGCAUUCAGUUACUCACCCAAAUAUUAGUAUUUAAUAUUUAAUUUGUGCUUUCUUUUGUAAAUAUACCUUUUUGUAUGUGUUAAUACACUCAACUCAUGUUAUACAAUGAAGUAUCUUAUACAGGAAGUGUUAAGAAAUAGCUUGAAUAAAGACUUGUUCUCUCCA
Messenger RNA from Esox lucius (northern pike), 4931 nucleotides. It is a transcript of the gene dennd3a, whose product is annotated as DENN/MADD domain containing 3a. NCBI's taxonomy places the organism in Eukaryota, Metazoa, Chordata, Actinopteri, Esociformes, Esocidae. The transcript has 25 exons. The record is from RefSeq and is a predicted model, not a curated record. Gene Ontology annotation, biological process: regulation of Rab protein signal transduction. Gene Ontology annotation, molecular function: protein binding. Gene Ontology annotation, cellular component: cytoplasmic vesicle. The coding region runs from base 473 to 4390 and encodes 1305 amino acids.